AUGGACCCGAGCCUCGGCCCGUUCGCGGGCGCGCCGCCCGCCGCCUUCCCCGGCUCGUCGGGCGCCUUCCCGGCGCGGCCGCCCUUCCGCCUGGGCCCGCCCGUCCUCUUCGGCCCGGCGGCGGCGGCGGCGGCGGGGAAGGGCCCCGCCGCCUUCCCGCCCGCGCCCGCCGCGGCCCCGGCCCCGGCCUUCCCCCCGACGCCCUUCGCCGCGCCCGCCCGCCCGAGCUUCGGCUUCAAGCCGCCCGCCGCGCCCGCCUUCGGGCCCGAGCCCGCGGCCAAGGCCGACCUGGGCUUCCGGCCGCUGGAGAAGUCGGUGUUCCGGCCCAUCCCCGGCCCCGGCCCCGGCCCGGCCGCGCAGCCGGAGCCGCAGCCGCAGCGGGAGGCCGGGCCGGGCCCGGGGGCGUCGGGCUUCUUCACCUACCCCCGCCCGACGGGCGGCGCCCCGGCCCCCGCCGCCGCCCGCUUCUCCUUCUCCCCGGCGGCCGCCGGCUCCGGCUUCGCCCUCCCCAGGCCCGCCCUGAGCGGCGGCGCCGCGUCCGCCUUCGCGCCCGCGCUGCCCGGCCCGCACGCGGAGGAGGAGCCGAGGGGCGCCCGGCCGCUCUUCGGGGGCUUCCCCGCCGCCUCUCUGCCCGCCCCGGCCGACCCCUUCGCGGCCCCCAAGAGCGGGGCCAGGCCGGCGGCCGAAGACCCCGGGGAGCCCCUGCCGGGCCUCCUGAAGGCGCUGAGGAGGAAGGAGGAGCAGGACCGGUCCCCCCGCAAACGCGGCCACGACGGCCCGGACGAGCCCGACCCCCUGUCGCUCUCCCCUCCGGACAAGAGGCCCGUUCGCCUGAACCGGCCCCGCGGGGGCUCGCUCUUCGGCCGGACCAUCCAGGACGUCUUCAGGAGCCACAAGGAAGGGGCCCGGCUGAGCCACAAGGAGUCCAAGAAGGACAGUGGGUGCGCCGAGCCCGGCGAGAGCGAGCUGGCGGCCCUCGCUGGAGGGAGUCCGUCUGUCCCAGGCUCCAGUAAAGAGGGAGAAACGCAGAGCAGAGAUAAGGAAGACGAUUCCCUCCGAGCCUCUGGGCGUCAGGGUAAAAGAAGUGAGAGUACAGACAGUCUCGGCGGCUUCUCUCCUUCUGAACUCACAGCGAUCCAGGUCAAGAACAUCCCUGACAACCUCAAUGACCGAGCCACCCUGGAGAACCACUUUGGCAAAAUCGCCAAAGUGCAGCGCAUCUGUACCAGGCACAACAAAAAGCUUGCGGUGGUGUAUUUUUAUGAUCACGCGUCUGCUGCUCUAGCCAGGAAGAAGGGGAAAGGCCUGCAUGAGGACGUGACUAUCUUCUGGCACAAGAAGAAGAUCAGUCCCAACAAGAAACCCUUUUGCCUUAAGGAGAAGAAGCCUAAUAAGGGGGAUGCUGGCCCCAACUCUGAGGAUGCGCCCUUCCAGCUCUCCCCUCUGGGCAAGUCCGUGGCUCGGGCUGCGGGGGCCGGCCUCCUGAACAAGAGCUCUCCGGUGAAGAAGCCAAGUCUCUUCAAGCUUGAGGGAGACCCCUUCGAUUCAGCCUUGGAGGGCUCUGAAGGACUUGGAUCAUGUGCAGCGUCCAUCAGCACCCUCAUCGGCACCGUGGCCGAGACAUCCGAGGACAAAUACCGCCUGCUGGACCAGAGGGACAGGGUCAUGCGGCAAGCUCGGGUGAAGAGAACUGACCUGGACAAAGCGAGGACUGUGGUGGGGACGUGUCCGGACAUGUGUCCUGAGAAGGAGCGCUACAUGCGGGAGACACGGAGCCAGCUGAGCAUCUUCGAGCUGGUCCCCGGCACAGACCAGGUGGACCAUGCAGCGGCCAUCAAGGAGUACAGCCGCUCCUCAGCCGACCAGGAGGAGCCACUGCCCCACGAGCUGCGACCUUUGGCGGUGCUCAGCAGGACCAUGGACUACCUGGUCACCCAGAUCAUGGACCAGAAGGAGGGUUCACUGCGGGACUGGUACGACUUUGUGUGGAACCGCACCCGCGGCAUCAGGAAGGACAUCACCCAGCAGCAUCUGUGCGACCCCCUGACAGUGUCCCUGAUUGAGAAGUGCACCCGCUUCCACAUCCACUGUGCUCACUUCCUGUGCGAGGAGCCCAUGUCAUCCUUUGAUGCCAAGAUCAACAACGAGAACAUGACCAAGUGCCUGCAGAGCCUGAAAGAGAUGUACCAGGACCUGCGGGCCAAAGGUGUGCUCUGCACCAGUGAGGCUGAGUUCCAGGGCUACAACGUCCUGCUCAACCUGAACAAUGGUGACAUCCUCAGGGAAGUGCAACAGUUCCAUCCUGCAGUCAGGAACUCCUUUGAGGUGAAAUUUGCGGUUCAGGUUUUUGCUGCAUUGAACAGUAAUAAUUUUGUGAGGUUCUUCAAACUGGUCCAGUCGGCUUCCUACCUCAACGCUUGUCUCCUCCAUUGCUACUUCAGCCAGAUCCGCAAGGACGCCCUUCGAGCCCUCAGCAUCGCCUACACCGCCAGCACGCAACGUUCCACAGUCUUUCCCCUGGAUGGAGUGGUGCGCAUGCUGCUAUUCAGGGACAGUGAAGAGGCCACUGAUUUCCUCAGCUUCCACGGCCUCGGCGUGUCUGAUGGCUGUGUGGAGCUGAGCCGCUCCGCGUUCCUGGAACCGGAGGGGUCUUGCAAGGCCAGGAAGUCGGUGUUUAUCACCCAGAAGCUCAUGGUGUCAGUUGGAGAAGUUGUGAAUGGAGGCCCGUUGCCUCCCACCCCUCGUCACAUCCCCGUGUGCAGCUUCAAUGCCCAGAACAAGUAUAUGGGGGAGAGCCUGGCCCCAGAACUGUUGAUGAACGCACCCAGGCCCAAGUUGGACCCUGCCGGUGCAGGGAGAGGAGAGGAAUGUGGUACAGAUGCCGCCGCCCUCCCACAACCCCUGCCUGCCCCUGCGCCCAGCCUCUUCCUGCCCACCGUACAGCCCCAGCUGCCUCCUCCGAAGCCUGUACCUGUGUACUCUGAUGCGGACCUGGUGCAGGUGGUGGACGAGCUCAUUCAAGAGGUUCUUCAGAGGGACUUGGAGGAGGUGGGCACUGCAGGGGCAGCCUUCGCAGCCACAGCCCUGGGUGUCUCCAGUGCUGCUGUGGAGGAGCUGCUGACGGCCACUACCACCAGCAUCCUCAGGCACAUUGCUGCUGAGGAGAUGAGCAAGGAAAGAGAGCGAAAGGCGGAAGAGAGACGGCGAGCAGAGGAAGAGAGGCUGAGGCUAGAAAAAGAGCUGGCAUUGACACAGCUGAGCCAGGCCCUGGUUGCAGAACUAACGGAGCUCGUGCUGAGGGAGUGUGUGAGGGAAACCUGCUCCCAGGAGUGGAAGAGUGCGGUGGAGGUGGACCAGCAAGUCCGCAUAGCCCGUUGCUGUGAGGAUGUCUGUACCCACCUCGUGGAACUGUUCCUGGGGGAGGAGAUUUUCCAGACUGCAAAGGAGACUCUCCAGGAACUUCAGUGCUUCUGCAAAUAUCUCCAGCGGUGGAGGGAAGCUGUGGAGGGCAGGAAGAAAUUGCGACGCCAGAUGCAGGCCUUCCCCGCAGCACCUUGCUGUGUGGAUGUGAACAACCAGUUGUGGACACUGGCACCCAGCGCAGAGUGCCCCAUUGCUGAGGAGAACCUAGCCAGGGGCAUGCUGGACCUGGGCCAUGCCGGGAAAGUAGGCAUCUCCUGUACCAGGUUGCGGUGGCUCAGGAACAAGACUGCCCAUCAACUGAAGGUGCAACACUUCUACCAGCAGCUGCUGAGCGAUACAGCAUGGGCACCUCUGGACCUCCCGUCGCUUGUGGCUGAGCAUCUCUCCGGGGCAAAGGAGAACAUGUUUUGGAAACUGGUGCUGAUGUUGCCGGGAGAAGAGCAGUCUACAGGGCAUCCUGGCAGAAUUUUAGCAGAUUGGUUAAAGGUCAAGUUCAUGGGAGAUGAUGGAUUUGGGGACGACCCUUGUGGGCCUACUGAUGGGAUCCAGACCCUCACGUUGUUUAACACUCUGAGCAGCAGAGGGGGCCAGACAGUUUCUGUCAGUGUGUGCAUAAAGGUAUCCCAUGGGCCCCUCAGUGACCGUGCCCUCGAAGCCGUGGAGACACAGAAGGGACUCCUGGGCGCCAGUGGGCUCCUGCUGCUGCUCCCACCCAGGGCGAGACUGGGGGACAGGGCGGCGGAGGAGGAGGAAGAAGACAUCUCCCGGCUGUCAGCGUUGCUACAGCUCCAGCAGCUCCUGCAAGCCAAGCCCUUCCAGCCAGCGCCACCUCUCGCUGUCCUUGUCCCCAGCCCGGGAGGGGCCAGUCGCCAGAAGGCAGUGGAAGAUGGUCUCAUGCUGCGGGAUCUGAUAUCCGCUAAUUUGAUUUCGGAAUUUUCUGUUCUUGAGAUCCCGGAGUCCGUCAGUGAUUCGCAAAGCACAAUCAAGGUAUCGGAGGCCGUCCAGUGGCUGCUCUCACGCUGCCCCCAGGCCUUGGACCUUUGCUGCCAGACUCUGGUCCAGUACGUGGAAGAUGGAGUCAGCCGAGAGUUCAGUGGCCGCUUCUUCCACGACCAGCGGCAGCGGCGGCUAGGCGGGCUGGCCUCACAGGAGCCUAGCGCCAUCAUUGAGCUCUUCAACAGUGUGCUGCGCUUCUUGGCCGCACCUGUGUCCUCCGAGCAGCUCUGUGAUCUGUCCUGGCCCGUCACUGAAUUUGCCAGAACUGGGGGUAGCCAGCUGCUGCCUCACCUGCACUGGAAUAGCCCUGAUCACCUGGCCUGGCUGAAGCAGGCUGUGCUGGGCUUCCAGCUCCCGCAGAUGGAUCUUCCGCCUCCAGGGGCUCCCUGGCGCCCCGUGUGCUCCAUGCUCAUCCAGUAUGCUGCCCAGAUCCCCAGCUCUCACCGUACCCAGCCGGUCCUCCAGUGCCAGAUAGAGAACCUACUCCGAAGAACCUACUGCCGCUGGAGGAGCCAGAACCCCUCCAUGGGUUGGGGUGCAGGACCUUCGGUGGCCGAGAUCCCCUGGGACGAUGCCAUCGCCCUGUGCAUCAACCACAAGCUGAGCGAUUGGACACCCCCCAAGCUUCCUGUCACUCAAGAGGCAGUGAGUGAAGAUGGGCAGAUUUGUGUAUAUUUUUUUAAAAAUCAUUUGAAGAACUACACCAUUCCAUCGUUAUGGGAACAAGCCCGGACACAGACGCAGAAGGAGCUACAGCUACGCCAGGGGCGCCCGGAGAGCAAGACUGCUCUUCCUUCUGCAAACAGCUUUCCUGCCCCAUUGCUUCCUAUGCACCAGAAAGGGAAGAGGAGCGGAGUGUGCGGCAAGGGGAGCGUCCCCAGUGCAGAGGACCUGGUGCGUGGUGCGUCUGCUCAGGAGCUUCUAGUCCAGAGUCUAUCCAGCAGACUGCUGCUGGAGCAGGAGGAAAGUCAGAAGUUUGAAGAUCAGCUGCAGCAGUUGCUGUCAGAAGACUCUGAAGUCUUUGCAGAUUCACCUUCCCUCCCGCUCUACCUUCCUCAAACUCUUGUGUCUCUGCCUCAGACACUUGCACCCAUGAGGAGACCGUCAUUGUUGGCUGUCAGCCCUCAGAAUGAGAGGACGAGGGAGCAGCUGCGGCCAUUGGAGGGAGCAGGCACCAGUCUGACAGACCGUGUGGCACAUCUAGAAAGGCUGAUCUGCAGUUCCAAGGAGGAGGAGGUGGCCUCAGAGCUCCAUCUGUCUGCACUCUUGGACAUGGUGGACAUUUGAGGAAGUCAGACUUGCGGGGGACUCUCUGGACUUCCUGAUUUUAUACAGAAUGAUCUCAGAUGUUUGAUGCAUGUUGUAAAUAUGAUAUUAUGCAAAUAAAUU
Suncus etruscus (white-toothed pygmy shrew) is the source of this 5808-nucleotide messenger RNA. It is a transcript of the gene MCM3AP, whose product is annotated as minichromosome maintenance complex component 3 associated protein. Gene Ontology annotation, biological process: mRNA export from nucleus. Gene Ontology annotation, molecular function: nucleic acid binding. The transcript has 28 exons. Gene Ontology annotation, cellular component: transcription export complex 2; cytoplasm; nucleus. The record is from RefSeq and is a predicted model, not a curated record. NCBI's taxonomy places the organism in Eukaryota, Metazoa, Chordata, Mammalia, Eulipotyphla, Soricidae. The coding region runs from base 1 to 5706 and encodes 1901 amino acids.